CCCGAGUCGCCGAUUCCUGCAGAGUGUAGAGAGGAGAGAGUGAACAGGGAGCGGGGCUUUUGUCUGUUGAUCUCCCUGGACUGAAGAGAGGGAGGGUGCAAGGCCAAGACUGUUAAGGAUUCUCAAAAUGGUUUAUUACCCAGAGCUCUGUGUCUGGGUCAGUCAAGAACCAUUUCCAAAUAAGGAAAUGGAGGGAAGGCUUCCUAAGGGAAGCCUUCCUGUCCCCAAGGAGGUGAACCGCAAGAAGGAUGACGAGAUCGAGGCUGCCUCCGUGCCUCCACUUGGCAGCAGUGAACUCCACUCCCCAGGCAUCAGUUACCUCUACUCUUUUUAAUCGUUAACACCUCCAUUUGUAUUACAUAUGGUGUAUGGGUAUUGAUGAGGUCAUGGUAUCAUAUAUGGGAUUUUUUUCUGUGUAAAUCAUCAAGUAUAAGAAGAAACUAUGGGACUCUGAGCCUUGCUUUAGAGAAUUUACAGUGGACAACUAGGUAUCAUCAAACCAGUUUUUAAUCAUUCUGACUCAAGUGAAAACGCUCAGAAUUUCACACUGUGAAUCCACGUUUACAACCCUUACAGGUGGGCCUUCAGGCCUGGUUCUCGACGACGAUGUCUUCCACAACUCAGACUCCCUCUGCUGUCACACAACCGGUCCACUCCUGCCUUUUCACUCACAUAGCUCCCGACUGCUUCUUGCAGAGGCUGAGAGUCCCCAUUUUUUUUUUUUCAUUUAGAUGUAACAAGCCUAGUAGUUUAUGUUCAUCGAUUGUCUGUAUAUCUCUAUAUUUUAUCCAUGUACUCUUUUGAUGUAUAGAAGUAGUUUGAAACUCAUUGUUUCCUUGUGGUAAGUGACCGAGAUGCUGCCACAGGACCUGAGACACUGAUGAAUGGUGCUAUUUUGGACUUUCAACAUGCUCCUUGGCGAGGUAGCUCUGACGGAGUUAUAUUUUAUUUCCAUGUUCUAAGAAGGUGUUGGUACUCUGUUUCCCUGAAUGUUGUUCUCUAGACCGGAUUGACUUGUUUUCCUCGUGUCUUCAGUGUGGCUUUCUUCUUCCGCGUGGUAGGUUGGCGAAUGCUACCAGAGAGAGUAAGAGACUCACGUCUCAUUGGCUGGCUCUCUUGGACAUGCAGUCAGUGGAGCGGGAGCAAUCACAAAACUGUAAUUUACUUACCAAAUCUCUUCUUUUCGGUAGCCUCGCCUGCCUAGCUUAGAGAAAGAUAAGCAAUAAUUUGACAGGCAUUGUUAGGUGUCUCUUUCGGUUCUUUUUGUUUGAAAGGAUAUUUGCGGGGGGAAAGGGCAAACUUUUAAAAUACGUGCCCGAUGGGAAAAAAAAAAUCCAAAACACUGGCAUCUGCUUAGAUAUAUGCAAAUUACACCGUUUCCAAAAGCUAAGUUGGAAAACCUCUCAUAAAAAAUUUUUUUUUUACAAAAAGGCAGAGCACUCUUUUCCGGCAGUUUUGAGAAGCAAGGUAUAGAUUUUGCAUUUUUGUCCUUGCUCCCAGUGAAAUGGAUAAACAAAACUAAAAUCAGACAAUACCAUCUUCUCAUGGAUUGUUGUUGUGUUAGCCAGUCUGAAAGCCCACCUUAAUUUUUAUAUAACCGUCUCGUAGCUCUUCCUUUGACAGGGCAGGCUGUGUCCCGCCCUGUCGUGCUUCUGACUGUUAACACGGAUGAUGCAUGUACUUCUUCGUUCUCUUCUUGCUCCCCCACUGGACUGAGUUUCUUGUGCAUUUUCCUCCCCGACCCCCUCCUUCGUUAGAAUAGGUAUAUCAGCUGUGUAAAUAGAGCAAGAAAACAGUAUUCUGCAUCUGUGGCAUUUAUGUAGCGUUGCAGUUGUGCACUGCCCAAAAUGCAGGCUUUUGUAACAAUGUGAUCUUUACUGAUGCACUCACAAGUACCCAGUGUAUUUUAGUAGUCUUUGUUCAAUAAAUAUGCAAGCUAGAAGGUAA
Messenger RNA from Hyaena hyaena (striped hyena), 1947 nucleotides. RefSeq names its product neuronal regeneration related protein (gene NREP). The record is from RefSeq and is a predicted model, not a curated record. NCBI's taxonomy places the organism in Eukaryota, Metazoa, Chordata, Mammalia, Carnivora, Hyaenidae. Gene Ontology annotation, cellular component: cytoplasm; nucleus. Bases 128 to 334 code for a protein of 68 amino acids. Gene Ontology annotation, biological process: regulation of transforming growth factor beta receptor signaling pathway; regulation of neuron differentiation; axon regeneration. The transcript has 5 exons.